Crotalus tigris (Tiger rattlesnake) is the source of this 1497-nucleotide messenger RNA. RefSeq names its product histone H1.3-like. Gene Ontology annotation, molecular function: DNA binding; structural constituent of chromatin. Lineage: Eukaryota; Metazoa; Chordata; Lepidosauria; Squamata; Viperidae. Gene Ontology annotation, cellular component: nucleosome. The coding region runs from base 106 to 681 and encodes 191 amino acids. Gene Ontology annotation, biological process: nucleosome assembly. The record is from RefSeq and is a predicted model, not a curated record. The transcript has a single exon.
UCCAAAACGGACCAAUCAGAGCGCGACCUCUGCUAUAAAUAGCAGGCCCGCGCUCCCGGAGCGCUAGUUCGUGUUAGACGGCGGUGGAGAGGUUUGUAUUUCGGGAUGGCUGAGGUAGCGCCGGCUACGGCUGCCAAAGCGCCGGCAAAGAGAGUGGCGAGCGCCGCGAAGGCGCAGCAGCGAAAACCGGGCGGCCCCGGUGUGACGGAGCUGCUGAUGCAAGCGGUGGCGGCGUCCAAGGAGCGCGGCGGCAUCUCGUUGGCCGCGCUGAAGAAGUCGCUGGCGGCCUCGGGCUACGACGUGGAGAAGAACAACAGCCGCAUCAAACUGGGCCUGAAGAGCCUGGUGGCCAAGGGGAAGGUGUUGCAGACCAAGGGCACCGGCGCCUCGGGCUCCUUCAAGCUCAACAAGAAGCAGGCAGACCCCAAGGAGAAGGCGGCGGUGACCCGCAAGAGGAAGCAGCAGCAGCCGCCAGCCAGGAAGCCCGCCAACAAGGCGAGAAAAGCUCCGGGAGCCGCCAGGCCAAAGAAAGCCGCCAAGGCGGCGGUCAAAAAACCCGCCUCGGCGGCUAAAAAGCCCAAAGUGACAAAGCCGAAAAGCCCCGCUAAACCCCUGAAGGCGAAGGCAAAACCUAAGCCGAAGGUCGCCACGAAGGCCAAGCCCGCCCUUAAAAAGAAGUGAAAAAGCUUCGCUUCAACCCAACGGCUCUUUUAAGAGCCACUCAAACGGUCUCGAAAAAGAGUUGACAGGUUGCGGACCGGUGUGAAAACUUGUCCCUCUCACUUUCUUUUGGGGGAAAAGUAUUGCAGAGCGGAAGGUAGCGUGGCCGAGCGGUCUAAGGCGCUGGAUUAAGGCUCCAGUCUCUUCGGAGGCGUGGGUUCGAAUCCCACCGCUGCCAGGAAUUUUUUUUUUCCCUCCCCCGCGCGCAGGUCUUCGCUUAGCCUUUUUUUUUGUACGCUUAAUAGGACUUGAUAUAGAAUUUUGCAGAAUAAAACUGGGCUGUGUUACUACCGUACCUAUUAAACUUGAAAAGGAAGGCGCAACUUCUGUAUCUGUCCGAAGGAAUCGGAUGACGCGUGUAUGAAGCCUCACAAGUCUUCCCAACUUCCACCACCCAAAGCAAAAAUUUAAUGAACAGCCCCCACGUACCGAACGCCGACGAGGAUGGGAUUCGAACCCACGCGUGCAGAGCACAAUGGAUUAGCAGUCCAUCGCCUUAACCACUCGGCCACCUCGUCACAUGCUUAUCUGAUUGGGCAGUUUUCGCCUGCCCUAGUAUACACGUGUUAAAAAAAACCACUCCCAUUUAUCUUAGGUCAGAGGUCCCUAACCUUAGCAACUUUAAGACUUGUGAACUUCAGCUCCCAGAAUUCCCCAGCCAGCCCUGGCUGGUUUUUUUUUUCUCCUAUCCCUUAAAGCGGGGAGAUUGGAGGGGAAGGGAUUAUAAGAGAGUAAGUGGACUUCAACUCCCAGAAUUCCCCAGCCAGCCAUGCCUGU